Hypanus sabinus (Atlantic stingray) is the source of this 990-nucleotide messenger RNA. RefSeq names its product small muscle protein X-linked (gene smpx). The coding region runs from base 332 to 583 and encodes 83 amino acids. Gene Ontology annotation, cellular component: M band; costamere; muscle tendon junction. The record is from RefSeq and is a predicted model, not a curated record. NCBI's taxonomy places the organism in Eukaryota, Metazoa, Chordata, Chondrichthyes, Myliobatiformes, Dasyatidae. The transcript is spliced from 4 exons.
CACUCGGGUUUGACCCUUCCAGUUAAAAGGGCAAAUACUAACAUGGGAAAAAAAAAGCAGCUUCUGCCCGUCACCGCUAUUUUUAGUUGGAACAACUGCCAGCCUCGUCAGGAAUCUUUUCGCUGGUUGCUUCUAAGCCGGAUUGAUGUACAGCCCCCAGCUCCCAACCGACUCCUGCCCGUCCAAUAACACCUCAGUUAUUUCGAUUCCCAGUUUUACCAGCACCCAGCAUCCCACCUGCAGGUUCGGGAUAACAAGCUGAAAAUCCCCACUCAUCUGUCAAAAAGACGGCCGCCAAGUUACAGCGGGAAACCAGGCCUCUCUUUACAAGAUGUCCAAGCGAAGCUCCAACGUCAAGUCUAUUCAGGCCAACAUAAACAUACCCAUGGGUGCCUUGCUGCCUGGAGCUGGCCAUCCUAAUAAAAGAAAAGAAUGUACAAUAGAAGCUGAUGAGGGGACAUGCAAUAAGUCAGACGAGAAGAAAGAGCUGCCUGGAGCAGUGAAAUUACCAGGACCUGCUGUCAACCUCAAGCAGCUCCAAGAUGCCAAGAGUGAGCUCAAAUUUGUCCCCAAGGUUGAGUAAAAGAAAUUCGGAACACUAACUAUUCUCAUGGACUUUCACUCUGCGCUCAUGCAGACUGGCAAUGGGGUACUCGUGCCCAAGAUUUUGUACAGGCUUUAGUAGAAUAAACCAAUGACUUAUACAAAGCCUACCCUUCACCACUAUUGCCUCCAGUACGAUACAAAUCAGUGUUCAUAUUCAUUCUGACACUUUCCUUCAGAAUGUAAUCAUGAAAUUUAUUAUAAACUAUCUAGAAUUUAUUAAACCACUAGACUUGCUAAAUUUGAUAUAUGAAUAUUAGAUAAAUAUAUAUGUUUUAAAUAAGGAUACAUGACAAUGUCUAAGAACGUGCUGACUGGUUUGGACUGAAUCCUUGCCCACUAUAAGAUUCUUUGUUGCAAGUCUACUGAACAGUAAUAAACAAUGCA